UUGUCCCUGCAGGGUCUCUGGUGGUUUCAUGAUGUCUGCUGGAACAUUAUCAGUCAUUGUGUUUUAUUUGUUUGUUUCCAGAUUGGCUUAGACUUCACUCCGUGGUGUGCUCCCUCUCAUCAGGACAGAGAGGAUCAGAUGAGCGUCUUCAUCAAACAGCUGAGCGUCGCCAAGGAGCUGCAGCUGCCUGUGAACGUCCACUCACGAUCUGCUGCUAAAGUCACCAUAGAGACGAUGAGAGAACAAGGUAUCAGUCGAGCGCUGCUUCAUAACUUUGCAGGGAAGCCCUCCGUGGCUCUGGAGGGAGUGAAGGCUGGUUUCUUCUUCUCCUUCCCCCCCGCGGUCUGCAGGAACCACCAGAGAGACAAACUGAUCAAGCAGAUCCCUCUGGAGCACAUCUGUCUGGAAACGGACUCUCCCGCUCUCGGGCUCGACAAGCUGGAGAGGAACGAGCCCUGUAACAUCGCUCUGUGCUGCCGACACAUCGCUGACGUCAAAGGUCUGUCAACACAAACUGUUCAGAUCGUCACCGCACAAAACGCACUCAGGCUUUUCCCAAAGGUUCAAACUCACAUGCAGCAUAUAAGUCUCUGACGUGUGAGCUUUGGACUCAGGGGGGCGCCAGAGGCAACAAAAGGAUCUGUCCUAUGUUUGGAAAUGAACCUUAGCAUUAGCAUUUUCUAUAGGCACAGCUGUGUUACAAAGAUACAAGGAUCAUUUAUUGUAAUUAUACAACACAAGGUUGUGCAACGAAAUGAAAAAAUAUCUUUCUUAUCUUAUCUCAAUACUAAAUUAAUCAUGCUAACCAACAUUUUUUGCGUAUAAUUUAAAAUGUUUCGAACAAAACCUACUUACUGUAUGUAUUCUGCUACAUAAAUACAUAAACGACUAUCUGUAUAGACUUUAGCAUGAUAACAUUUCACAAUGUUGGUCAUCAAAGCUUGUUAGUAUACUAUAUUAGCAUUAAGCUCAAUAAACAGCUACUCUGACUGGGAUUUAGUGAUUUAUAUUUUGAGUUAUUUCCAAUUGUUGCACAAGUGGAACCUGCAAUUGAUUUGAAAUAAAAAGUGAAAAUAUGUAGUUUGUAAUCAUUCAUCCUGAUUGAACGGCUGUCAAGGCAUUUGACAAUAGUGAUGGAGAUAUUGAACCUUUGCUAACUCACUUAUACCUCAUUCACACCAACGGUGUUUCAGGGCCGGUUCGGAGCUGGAGCUUGAAAAGCACCGGGUUUUCC
Molecule: messenger RNA, 1234 nt
Organism: Notothenia coriiceps (black rockcod)
Lineage: Eukaryota; Metazoa; Chordata; Actinopteri; Perciformes; Nototheniidae
Product: putative deoxyribonuclease tatdn3
Exons: 5
Molecular function (GO): hydrolase activity, acting on ester bonds
Source: RefSeq, a predicted model, not a curated record